GAAGAAACCCUACAUCCGGCAGCCAGCUGCAGCUAGUUAGCAGAAACAUAAACACUGAAACCUCUCCGGGGAGAUCCAACUAUUCAACUGUAUAGAUUUAGUUUCUUUGUGUUUCCCUUUGUAGAGAACACUAACAGAAUGCGGUAGCUUGGUAAACGUCUGAUAUAUCACCAUGUUUGUUCGGAUCUUGGAAAACAAAAGGCCUUGAAGUUGUCCUGCUAACCAAUGACCAUGAUUCAGCUGGAGAAGCCGGUUCUGCCUGGUACCAUGCCGGUGGUAUGGCCCACCAUCCUCGACCUGGGCAGGGAUGAGUGUAAGAGAAUUCUCCGGAAACUGGAGCUGGAGGCGUAUGCUGGAGUUAUCAGCGCCCUGCGAGCCCAGGGAGACCUGACAAAAGACAAGAAGGACCUGCUGGGAGAACUCACUAAGAUCCUUGGCAUCUCCACAGAGCGCCAUCGUGCAGAGGUCCGCAGGGCUGUCAACGAUGAACGCCUCACCACCAUUGCGUAUCACAUGUCGGGUCCUAACAGCUCCUCUGAAUGGUCGAUUGAAGGACGCCGACUGGUUCCUUUGAUGCCUCGGCUCGUCCCGCAGACAGCCUUCACUGUGACUGCUAAUGCUGUAGCCAGCGCCACGGCCAAUCAGAACGCCUCCCUACUGCUGCCAGCUGAGACAGGAAACAAAGAAGUGGUUGUCUGUUACUCUUACACAAGCACCACCUGCACUUCCACGAGCGCCACAGCCACCAGUGGCAUCGGAGCAACCGUCAAAUCACCACGACCACCCAGUCCCUCAUCCAACGUGGUGGUGCUGCCCAGCGGGAGCACGGUCUACGUGAAAAGUGUGAGCUGUUCCGAUGAGGACGAGAAGCCUCGCAAGAGAAGAAGAACCAACUCCUCCAGCUCGUCUCCGGUGAUGCUGAAGGAAGUCACCAAAGUGUCCCCACAGGUGUCCAAGAGCAUCACAGUGCCGGUGAGCGGCAGCCCCAAGAUGAGCAACAUCAUGCAGAGCAUCGCCAACUCACUGCCACCCCACCUGUCCCCGGUCAAGAUCACCUUCACCAAGCCCACCAUCCAGACCACCAGCUCCACCACACAGAAGGUCAUCAUCGUUACAACGUCUCCCAGCUCCAACUUCGUCCCCAACAUCCUGUCAAAGUCUCACGCUCACAACAACGCCGCUCUGUCUAAACUGGCCGCCUCCUCCAUCCUGACGGCGCCAACGCAGAAACAGACCGUGGUGUUCCCAGCCAGCGCCAGCCCGUCCAACACUGUUGCAGUGACCACAGUCGUGUCCUCCUCCCCAUCAGUGGUCAUGUCCACUGUGGCGUCAUGUGCUGGUUCAGCCGGAGUGAAGGUGGCGUCUGCCAGACUUCCUUCACCCAAAACAAUGGUGGGCUCCCCGGCUCAGAUCAUGGCUCAGUUCCCCAAACAGCAGUCGCCCAAACAGCUGCAGCAGGGCUCAGCUUUGGGUGCUGCUGGUGUCGGUCAGGCCCAGGCCACCUGUAGCUCACCUGGAGGAAAACCUACCAUCCAGAUCAAACAGGAGUCCGGAGUAAAGAUAAUCACUCAGCAGGUCCAACCCAGUAAAAUCCUCCCCAAGCCGUCGUCAGUUCUCUCUAGCAGCAGCUCGUCCCCCAUCAUGGUUGUCAGCAGCAAUGGAGCCAUCAUGACCACCAAACUGGUCACCCAGCCCACAGCCACCCAGGCCACCUACACCAGACCCACUGUGAGCCCGGGCAUCGGUGCCAGAAUCACAGCCUCCAGCGGCGGGACCACUUAUGUGAAGACCACAAGCGGUAACAUCAUCACAGUGGUGCCCAAGUCUCUGGCCACGCUGGGCGGGAAGAUCAUCAGCAGCAACAUCGUCUCUGGAACAACCACGAAGAUCACAACCAUCCCCAUGACCUCCAAACCAAACGUCAUCGUGGUGCAGAAGACCACGGGGAAGGGAGCGACCAUCCAGGGACUGCCGGGCAAGAACGUGGUCACCACUCUUUUAAAUGCCGGGGGUGAGAAGGGCUUGCAGGCUGUCCAGGGGACUAAACCGGCAAUCAUCACCGCCUCCAGACCCAUCACCAAGAUGAUCGUCACCCAGCCCAAAGGCAUGGGCUCUGGGUCCCAGGCCACCGCCACCAAGAUCAUCCCCACCAAGAUCGUCUACGGCCAGCAGGGCAAGACUCAGGUUCUCAUUAAGCCUAAGCCGGUCUUCCAGACAGCAUUAGUCGAGCAGACCCGGCAGCUGGUCACCGAGACUCUGCAGCAGGUGACCCGCUCAGUCGACAUCUUGCAGGGUCAGACCUCAGGCCAGGACGGGUCCACGAAGGACGAGCCCGGCGAGGCUUCCCACAGCAGUGCUCAAGAGCCUCACCCUGUAGUGCACGUGGUCUCCUCCAGAGAGCAGGAUUGGACCGAGCAGGAAGUCUCCGUGGAGUCCAGCCCCACUAUUAUCUACCAGGAGGUGUCUGCCGGGGAAUCCCAGUCGGCUACUUCUACCAUUAAAGCUUUGCUGGAGCUGCAGCAGACAACAGUGAAGGAGAAGGGAGAGUCCAAACCCAGACAGCACACCAUCGACCUGAGUCAGAUGGCCGUGCCCAUACAGCUGGCCCAGGAGAAGAAACCCAGCCCCGAGUCCCCCAGACCCUCCACCUCAGAGGCUGAACCCAGCACUGAGUACAUCCCACCAGCCUUACGCCUGGUAUUCCCCUCUCUCUCAGGUAAAAUCUGCAGGCUGGCGGUGUCCACAGACGACGAUGACGUGGUCAUGUCCUCCACUCAGCAGCUGGUGAAGCCUUUCAAGAGCAGCGUCACCCAUGUUACUGUGGUGACCAAACCUGCUGCUGCUGUCACCUCUGCAGCUCAGCACGUCAGCCAAACGCCGUCUGACAGUCAGAGUAAAACUGACACAGUGUUAGAGGUUGGAGAGAUGGAGGGCGACACGUUGGAUCCUCAGACAGGUUUAUUCUAUCGCUCCAGCCAAUCAGCUCCUGAACCCACGAAACAAACCCCCCACUCUGCAGCCGCUCAGCCUCCAACUGUGAGCCAGACUGAGCCCGAGCAGAGCCGGCAGACCUCAUCCUCCACCCAGCCUCCUCCACCACCUCCUCCACAGCUGCAGAGCAAACCUCAGAUCAGCCAGCCAUCCUCCUCCUCCUCCAUCUUCCCCUCCAAUCCUCCUCUCAUCAAGAAACUCCCAAAGCUACACGUGCAGAGUCCACCCAAACCCCAGGUCCCCACCCAGAGCCCCAAAGACAGACCUGUGGCUGCUCCAGCACAAGCGGGGGCAAAGGUAACGAGCCCAGGCACGCCAACUAAACUUCUGGUGACGCCGCAGCUCCCGAAACUCCAACAAGCACCAACGUCCCACCACAGACCGCUGCACACACCCAUGUCCCAUCCGCCACCCCUGCAGGCACACCACCCGGUCAGCACGGAGAAGACUUCCUCCAGCCAGCAGCCAAUCAUCACACAGAGUGCCACCGUCACUAAGAUCUCCUUUGGCAGCUCCCACCAUCCAUCACCAGUCUUCAGCAGCGCAGAGGCCACAGCCAAACUGAUCCCAGAGUCCAGCUCCGGCCCCUCAGGAGAGAAAUCCUCCGUGUCAGACAUCCUGAAGAUCUCAAUGAUGGAGGCGGAGAUCGACCCCAGCAUAGAGCCAAUGGUGGUGGACUCCUCCAGCGACUCUGGCCCUCUGGUGAAAGCUCUGGAGGUCCGGGCCGUGUCAGGCACGCUGGACUCGGGCCAGUUCAUCAGCAGCUCUGGGACCUCUAUACAUCAUUCCCACGCAAAGCCACAGCAGUUCAGCUGCAUGCCGAGCCUCGCUGCACAGAGGAGCAAAGAGGACCUGGAGGUCAUCGAGGUGAUUCCCCAGUUCUCCAUCCUGCCGGACUCCAGCCAGUCCAACGUGGUGGUGGAGCCCAGCGGCUUCCUGGAAAUCACCAACUACACCAGCCAGCAGCAGGAGGAGGACAGCCCCAUGGAGCAGGAGGUGGACAGCAGCAACGACGAGGCGGCUGCAGCCAGCCCCCCCGACCAACCGUGAACACCACGUGCUAAAGAUACGAGACUCACAAUGUGGUUUUUGCUUUGACCAAACGGACAAAGACUUUCAGGCUGUUUUUUUAAAAGGCAAGAGCAAGAAUGCAUUUAGUUUUUCUUGUAAAUAUUUAGUUAGUUUAUUAUAAGCCUUUCUUCCUCCCCAGGACUGAUGGAACAUGUGUUUUCUAUUGCCAGUGAGGAGUGCUGGAUAUAAAAAGCGGGAGCGAGGUGAAAGGAUUCAAUGCAGCCGCAGACAGUUGGAAAGAAGCCAGUCCAAACAAACAGAAUUUAAUUAUUAUACUAUAUUAAUGUUGUUACUUGCAGGACUUUGCAAGAUCGUCACACAUCCAUGAAAUUGAUCAUUUAGAUUUUUUGGCACCGUGAAUUCUCUAAGAAACAGCCAGCUGGAUCAGACCCCUGGAGGUCUGCAUUUAUUUUUAAUUGUCCGAGGUUUCACAUACCUGUUUCCAAUUAGUGGCUUUGGUCUCUACGGUUUUUGCACAGUGACUCUCCUGCUGAUGGUCAUCUUCUUUCAGUGACCUGCAGGUUUAAACAAACGUUGAACAGUAUUUCUCUGACUGAACUUUGCGACAGUAAAGACUCGAGGAUUGAAGUUUUCAUAAGAGAGAGGAAUAAGCUGCUUCAGAUUGAAUUAAUUUCUGUGUGGAACAUGAAGCAGAACUGAAAAGGAGUCUCGGAGGACAGAUCGAGUCCAACACAGAACGUGUUACUGCUUAUCCUAACUGAUGAGAUGAAAAAGGAAAGGGUCCUUUUUGUAAGAUAUACUCUGGAUUCAAAACAAAGCUUGCUGUGAGAGUUUCUCCAAGUAUGGCUCUGCGUGUUGCAUAGUGUUUGAAACUAUGCAUUUCUUUUUUACCUUUUCAAACUAGAGGACUAGUUGAGAAAAAUGUUUAAUCUGCACAAUAAAUAAGCUGAGUAGAACAUG
This is a messenger RNA of Notolabrus celidotus (New Zealand spotty), 4983 nucleotides long. It is a transcript of the gene emsy, whose product is annotated as EMSY transcriptional repressor, BRCA2 interacting. The transcript is spliced from 20 exons. Bases 226 to 4041 code for a protein of 1271 amino acids. The record is from RefSeq and is a predicted model, not a curated record. Gene Ontology annotation, cellular component: nucleoplasm. Gene Ontology annotation, biological process: regulation of DNA-templated transcription. Lineage: Eukaryota; Metazoa; Chordata; Actinopteri; Labriformes; Labridae.